Molecule: messenger RNA, 1206 nt
Organism: Ylistrum balloti
Lineage: Eukaryota; Metazoa; Mollusca; Bivalvia; Pectinida; Pectinidae
Product: beta-3 adrenergic receptor-like
Exons: 2
Coding region: 1-1206 (401 amino acids)
Biological process (GO): adenylate cyclase-activating adrenergic receptor signaling pathway
Cellular component (GO): membrane
Molecular function (GO): G protein-coupled receptor activity
Source: RefSeq, a predicted model, not a curated record
AUGUAUAACUUGAACGUCAGCUCUAUAAAUACCACAACUACUGAUGCCGUUUCCUCUGUGACAUGGAGAAAAAUCGUAAUUGGCAUAGUUCUCUAUGGAAUUGUGCUCUUGACAAUAUGUGGAAAUAGCUUAGUGUUAGUAGCAGUGGCAAAAACAAAACGUUUACAAACUGUUUUUAAUUUCUAUGUGAUCAACCUAGCCAUCACUGAUAUAUCCGUAGCUGUAUGUGCCAUGAGUUUCUAUACCACAAACACUGUACUGGGCUACUGGCCUUUCGGCUCGUUCCUGUGUGGCGUCUGGAUUUUCUUUGACUAUGGGAUGACAUUUGCCUCAGUAUUCACCCUAAUAGUGAUAUCUAUUGACAGAUUUUGGUCAGUAACGUGGAGUGUGCAUUACCGCGCACAUCACAACAAGCGCAAAUGUAUUCGCCUUAUCAUAGCUGUCUGGGUGUUCAUGAUAGUGUUGUGGCUACCACCUUGUGUACUGGAUAGAGUGAAUAACGCCGUUCCAGGAGAGUGCAUAUGGGAACCAUCUCAUAACAAAGAGUUUGUAAUUGUCAUAGCAACCAUUGGACACCACGGCUCUUUUGUAAUACUUCUUGUCUGUUACAUUCGCGUUUUUUACGUUUUGAGACAAAGAAAAAGUUUCAAUUCUGUUGGGCCGAGUGAGAGGUCUCCGGAUCAACCCAGCACAUCUAGGGUAGUGAAUGGAAUGUCUGGAAAGAACGACGAAAGUCAGUCCAAAGAUUCCAUUGAGGAAAGCGCUGCCGUAAAAGUCAUCAAUGAAAGCGAAGUAAAGAAAUCACCAAUAAAUCUGUCCCCUCCAAAUCGAAAUGGGAUUCACCUUGACCCGAUCUCUAUUAUAACGAUUCCAUCGACAAGUCAAUGGAAACCCGAGGCAUCUGUUGUCACCAAUGAAGAUGCAAAAAAACAGCGGCAGGACUUGAAACGAGAGAGAAGGAACGAUCGACACGAGAGGCGAGUGUUUAUCACGUUAACUUACAUUUUGAUAGGAUAUAUCAUCUGCUGGCUCCCCUUCCACAUCGUCUUUGACGUUAGUGCUAUUGCACCAGAAAAAGUGCCAGAGAUGGUGUUUGUCGUAACGUUUUGGAUGUCGUACUGUAACUCAACAAUAAACCCAUUUCUGUAUAACUUCAGCAGCACCGACUUCAGGAAUGCAUUCCGGGAAUUAUUAUGUAGAAAAUAA